AUGAUCACUGCUGGACAACAAACCACCAUCAACGACGUUGCAAUCUCAUUCGAUACUUCCGCUUCGUUCGUUGUCAUAGGCGGCACUACGACUUUUGCGCUCCCUCCACCGAGUUUUGUAACUCAAUCAGAUCCUGCGGUAGUUGGUGGGACGACAGUUGACAUUGGUCAAGUCGCCACACAACUUGACCCAGGAGAAGUGACUUCCAUCAACGACGUUGCGAUUUCUCGAGACACUUCAGCUUCUUUUCUUAUCAUCGGCGGUACCCAAACCGUUCCGCUACUGGAAGCUACUCAGACACCAGGUCCAUCUACAGUAAUCAUAGAUGGAACGACCGUCAAUGUCAGCGAGCUUGCCUCGGGACUGGAGCCAGGCGAGGUGACCAUCAUCGGUACCAUGACCAUCUCACGCGACUCUUCCGCUUUGAUUGCCGGUACCACAACAAUAGCAAUCGAUGCAGCAGCAAGCAGCGUCGUCCUUGGGGGCACAACGAUUGCGCCUGGUUCUCUUCCUUCCGGGGUCUCUUUCAUCCCCGCAACCGAUGGGGGAGGAUUAUUGCUGCCGAACAGUCAAACCCUGAUGCCUGGCGCCAUGACUACUAUCAAUGGCAUCGAGGUUUCACUCACUCCUGGAGAAACACCCGUGGUUGUAGUCGAGGGAUCGAUGUCCAUCACCGCGUCUGUUACCGCGGAUGGCAACGACGGCAACUCUAUCAACAGCGGUAGCGGCGGGCUCGGUAAGCCGACGAGCACCACCACAGGUGUACUAGCGGAUUUCACUGGUGGUGCGAUUGCGAGCGUUCAUGGUGUUUGGGACGCGCUAUGCACAUUGGCCAUGACAAGCUUGUUUUUCGGUAUCGUGCAACGUUUGUUUUGA
Messenger RNA from Alternaria conjuncta, 876 nucleotides. RefSeq lists its product as uncharacterized. Lineage: Eukaryota; Fungi; Ascomycota; Dothideomycetes; Pleosporales; Pleosporaceae. Bases 1 to 876 code for a protein of 291 amino acids. The record is from RefSeq and is a predicted model, not a curated record. The transcript has a single exon.